AUGAUAUCCGAGUUUGAUAUUAACUAUUAUCAGCUUCAAUUAUACGAUUAGUAAAUGCCAAUGACUUAGCAAUUGUCAGUUGAAAAUUUUAACGAGAAUGAAGCCUCAUAAAGAAAAUUAAGAGUUAGCUCCUAAUGUUUAAUUUUAAAAAAGUAUAAGAAAUUUAAUGUUCUAGAAAAAUUAGACAUAAAUAAAAAAGGCCUUCUUUAUUAAAAAUUGAUGAAACUGCAAGGAAUGUUAAAAUUUACAAUUUAGGGCCUAGUCAGACAAAUUUAGAGAUUUUAAAUGAUGACUAAAAAUAAAUUAAUGACUGA
Paramecium pentaurelia is the source of this 314-nucleotide messenger RNA. Lineage: Eukaryota; Ciliophora; Oligohymenophorea; Peniculida; Parameciidae. The record is from the annotation of a GenBank genome assembly.